AUAAAAAGACGAGAAUGCCCCUGAGAAGAGAGAAGCCGAAGAAGAAGAGAAACGAUCGGGAGAGAAAGAGAGAGAGAGAGAGAGAUAAGUCAUCUAUCCAUCUGAUUCCUUCGAUCUGCUAAGAGAUUUCUCUGGGUGAAGGAAGGAAGGAGAUAGAUCAGCAUCAUCAUCAUCGUUAUCGCCAGGAGAAAGUUAAAAAAAAAAACGUAGUGUCUAAAGGGAGGAGUGGAGUAAGAUUCAUACUGAGAGGAGGAUAGCAAAAUGGCAGAUGGGAUGUCGAGUUUUUGGGGUCCUGUGACCUCUACUAUUGAGUGUUGUGAGAAGAACUACGCCUACUCCUCUUACAUCGCUGAGUUCUACAACACCAUCUCCGGUCUCCCUGGAAUCCUUCUCGCUCUCAUUGGUCUUGUCAAUGCCAUUAGGCAACGCUUUGAGAAGAGGUUUAGCAUCCUUCACAUCUCCAACAUGAUCCUUGCUAUCGGCAGCAUGCUCUACCAUGCCACUUUGCAGCACGUGCAACAACAGAGUGAUGAGACACCAAUGGUGUGGGAGAUACUUCUCUACAUGUACAUCCUCUACUCUCCGGACUGGCAUUACAGAAGCACCAUGCCCACUUUUCUCUUCCUCUACGGUGCUGCCUUCGCCGCGGUCCACGCUUACCUCAGGUUCGGCAUCGGUUUCAAGGUCCACUACGUGAUCCUCUGCCUUCUCUGCAUCCCUCGGAUGUACAAGUACUACAUUCACACCGAGGACACCGCGGCCAAAAGAAUUGCCAAGUGGUACGUCGCUACGAUCCUGGUGGGAAGCGUGUGCUGGUUCUGUGACCGUGUGUUCUGCAAGACGAUAUCUCAGUGGCCUGUGAAUCCUCAGGGACAUGCUCUCUGGCAUGUCUUCAUGAGUUUCAACUCUUACUGCGCGAACACGUUCUUGAUGUUCUGUCGAGCUCAGCAACGUGGAUGGAAUCCGAAGGUGAAGUACUUUCUGGGAGUUCUUCCUUAUGUCAAGAUCGAGAAGCCGAAGGAACAGUGAGAAAGAUUGGGAGGAAGAAAGUGCCCAGAAGAAGACCUUUAUUAUAUUUUUUUUUUUGGAAGUAAAACUCUCUAGAUACAGAAGUCUAGAUUCUUUUUUCUUGUAUUAUUUUUUAUUGGGAAUGAUGAUGAUCUUAAGAAGAAUUGAUUUUUAGCUUUGCUGA
Molecule: messenger RNA, 1192 nt
Organism: Raphanus sativus (radish)
Lineage: Eukaryota; Viridiplantae; Streptophyta; Magnoliopsida; Brassicales; Brassicaceae
Product: alkaline ceramidase
Exons: 3
Coding region: 262-1029 (255 amino acids)
Biological process (GO): response to salt stress; ceramide metabolic process; defense response to other organism
Cellular component (GO): membrane
Molecular function (GO): hydrolase activity, acting on carbon-nitrogen (but not peptide) bonds, in linear amides
Source: RefSeq, a predicted model, not a curated record